CUUCCUUUCUGCCGCAGCGCUGCUCACUCAUCACCGUUUUCCUAACAGAAAUGUAAAGAAUACGACGAUUAAACAUUGUCGAUUAAAGGGACCGUCCUGUAGAGGUGGAAAAACUGUCCGCGCUAUCGAUAGCUUUCGAGUCAGCUUCCCCCAAGCAUCGGCAUCAAAUAUCGAUAUCGUCAGCUGUCCGCCGGUGCAUUGCGUUACGUGAUUUAAUUUCUUGUGUUUGUUAAAUUGUCAUAAAGCAGCUAAAAUGAAUCAGGCCGAUGUAACAAAGCUCAUGUCUCAGCUGCGCAUCGCGGUCAGACCCAAAAAACGCAACCUGAAGAACGCGGACGGACCGGAAGGGCGGCUGCUUAAGCUGCGUAAGACCGUAACGGCGUUGGUAAAGCAUGAGCGCAUUGAACUGUUUUACAAUCGAGCCGAUGAAGCCCGUGGCUACGCCGAGCUGCUCAUUUCCAAUGCCAUACGCCACGGGGACCGCCACAAUGCUACAAUGGAACUGGCUGAUUACUGGCUCCUGGAGAAGCAACUGGUGCACAAGCUCUUCAAGGUGCUGGUUCCGCGCUAUGAAAAUUAUACUGUUUGCUACACUCGCAUGUACAAAGCCCCUCGGGACUAUCCCGGGAUUUACUACAGGCAGUCUGUGCUGGAGCUUCGCGGCAAUCCCUACCCCUCGCUUUUGGCGGAUCACUCUCAGAACAGGAAUCUGUUGCAGAAUGUGCUUCUUGACGAGGCAAGGAAAGAGUUCAGACGUCAAAAACUGUCUGACUUAGUUAACUAGUUAGUCCCUUGACUCCCUAGAUGCUACUAGUUAAGACCGGCAGGGAGAUUGUCGCUUAGAACACAGUUAAGACUUAAAAGCCGUUUUAUUAUAAAUGUUUGUAUAUACACAAAAA
This is a messenger RNA of Drosophila elegans, 899 nucleotides long. It is a transcript of the gene mRpL17, whose product is annotated as 39S ribosomal protein L17, mitochondrial. NCBI's taxonomy places the organism in Eukaryota, Metazoa, Arthropoda, Insecta, Diptera, Drosophilidae. Gene Ontology annotation, molecular function: structural constituent of ribosome. The transcript is spliced from 2 exons. The record is from RefSeq and is a predicted model, not a curated record. Gene Ontology annotation, cellular component: mitochondrial large ribosomal subunit; ribosome. The coding region runs from base 254 to 784 and encodes 176 amino acids. Gene Ontology annotation, biological process: translation.